Molecule: messenger RNA, 5684 nt
Organism: Zophobas morio
Lineage: Eukaryota; Metazoa; Arthropoda; Insecta; Coleoptera; Tenebrionidae
Exons: 23
Coding region: 48-5669 (1873 amino acids)
Biological process (GO): peptide catabolic process; proteolysis
Cellular component (GO): cytoplasm
Molecular function (GO): zinc ion binding; peptide binding; metalloaminopeptidase activity
Source: RefSeq, a predicted model, not a curated record
GAUUUAGCCAGUUUUCAUCCCAAAAGAGUGAAACCGCGAAUGCGAAAAUGAUAAAACUGUUAAUAUUUUUCAUAGCCUAUGCAUGUGCUACGCCCAUCGAACCUAAAGCGGAACUUCAAGACUACCGCUUACCAGAAGGUGCCGUAACAGUCUCCAAGUAUGACAUCGAACUCAGAAUCGAAAACAACUUUUUCGAGGAAAACGAGUUCGGAGGAAUCGUAUCAAUUUGGUUUACGAACUUAAAGGCCACCAACGAAAUUAAACUGCACGCUAAUGGGAUCACUUUUUCGGAAACGAAGCUCUUCCGGAUUACAGGGACCGAAGCAAACCCAGUUGAAACGAAUGUGGUACUUACAGAAGAAACUUUCUUGAGCGAUAAAGACACUGACGUUUUGACUGUGGUGUCGACUACACAACUGGAAGCAAACGCAAAUUACAGGCUGAAUUUUGUGUAUAGUGCACAACUGCGGACCAGCGAAAUGUAUGGGUUUUAUAAGAGUUAUUACAUCGGGACUGAUGGACAGAAGAAGUUUUUGGGUACUACUCAGUUUCAGCCAACCAGUGCCAGGAAGGCUUUCCCCUGCUUCGACGAACCGGAGUACAAAGCGACUUUUGAUAUCAAAAUUAGGCGCCCGAAGGAACUGCUGCCCUUGGCACUUGGAAACACGGAAGGAACGGAUGUUGACGAUAAUAAUUUCGUAAUCACUACUUUCAAAACCACACCUAAAAUGUCCACGUAUUUGAUUGCGUUCAUAGUUUCUGAUUUUGAUUGUACUCCAAGUUCAGGAAAUACGAUACAUUCUGUAUGUUCAAGAAGGGAAGCUGCAACUGAGCGUGCUCUCGCUGUAGAUUUUGGCCCCAAAUUGAUCACGGUAAUGGAAGAAAUCACUGACAUUAAGUAUCUCGAUUCUGGAAUUGGAAAAAUGCACCAGGUCGCUAUUCCAGAUUUUUCGGCAGGAGCUAUGGAGAAUUGGGGACUUUUAACCUACAGAGAAACUGGUUUACUCUACGAUCCAGCCGAAUCGUCAAACUCUUACAAACAAAGUAUCCAGAACGUCAUUUCUCACGAAAUCGCCCACAUGUGGUUCGGUAACUUGGUCACCUGUAAGUGGUGGUCUAACACUUUCUUGAACGAAGGUUUUGCCAGACUUUACCAAUAUUUCGCCACAUCCGAGGUGGAAACAACUUGGGAACUUGACAAGCAGUUUGUAACUGCACAGGUUCAACCAAUGUUGGUAAACGAUGCUGCACCUUCAGCUGCCGCCUUGUCCCAAGAAGCUUAUACUCAAGCACAGGUUUCUUCAAGAUUUGGUUCGGUCUCUUACAACAAAGGUGGAAGUAUUUUCCGAAUGCUCCAACACGUUAUAGGUACAACAAAUUUCAAUCAAGGACUUAACAGAUACUUAACUGAUAAUCAAUUUGAUGCAACCGUUCCUGAAGAUCUGUGGAACGGAAUCGAACCAUCAAUUCCUGCCAAUAUUCUACCAGAAGGUACUAAUUUAUCGAAAGUGAUGGACAGCUGGAUUAACAGAGCGGGAUUUCCGUUAUUGCAAGUGGAGAACAAUGGUAGUGCUAUUAUUGUUACACAGAAACGCUUUGUACUUUCGGGUACUCCUGCUGCAGAAGACGUUUGGUACGUCCCUAUUGCUUAUACACUUUCUUCCGAUCAAAAUAAAUUCGAAAAUAUGUCAGCGAGAGCGUGGCUAUUGCCAGACACACCUCUAGCUAUUGCAACAGUUCUAGAAGAAUCUGAUUGGAUAAUUCUAAAUAAUCAGCAAAUAGGUUACUACCGAGUUCAAUACGAAGACGAUCUUCUAAGUAGGAUAGAAGCAGUACUCAAAAGCGAAAACAUCCAGGAUAUUCACGAACUUAACCGAGCCCAUUUGGUCGACGAUAUUUACAAUCUAGCAAAAAUUGACGUCUACAAGUACAACAGAGUGUUUAAAUUUUUCGAGUUCUUGAAAGGUGAAACUUCGUACUACACAUGGAAUUCCGCACUUACGGCAUUUUCGAACAUGUUGUCGAGAACAGGAAACGACAGAAUACGAGAAGCGCUUUCGAGCCACAUUCUGGACCUGAUGCAAACAGUGUACGAAAGCGUACCAUUUGACGAACGGAAAGACGAUGAUCAAAUUUACACUUUCAAUAGGGUUCAAAUAAUAACCUGGGCGUGCAGGCUAAAUCUACCUGACUGUGUAGACAAAGCUGUGGCUGCUUUUGGAAAUUACGUCUCAACGAAAGUAAAACCUGAUAAAAAUCUGAAGUCUGUAAUUUACUGCAAUGGUCUGCGGCACAGUACUGACAUACAAGCCGACUGGGAAUUCCUGUGGGGCGAAUACAAUAGUGCCAAACUAGCAACCGAACAAGCGACCAUUUUGUCCGCUCUUGGGUGUGCCACAGAUGAAGAAGUUCUAAAGAAUUUCCUCACCAAAUCAAUCACUGUCGAUUCAGGAAUUCGCCAACAAGACGCCUCCUCGGUCUUUUCGACUGUAUACACCCAAAAUCCCAAAGGGGUCGACAUAGCUUACGACUUUCUUAUUACAAACUGGCGUGAUAUCUCAAACUACUAUGGUUCAAUGAACGCCCUCAACAAUCUAUUCAGUGGUUUAGCAGGAAGAUUCAAUAAAGAAGCGCAAGUGCAAAAGCUGAAAGACUUCCUUGCAAAUCCUGAAGCCGAUUUGCCUGAAACUGUACUAGCGGCAGCUACUGCAGCUUUGGCAAGUGCUGAGGCUAAUUUGAAACAAACUGCAGCGUUUGAACAACAGCUGACCGAGUUCUUCAAUCUUGGAACGAGCACCGCUGAUUGUGUGCGAAUUGGAUUCACCACAGUGAUAAUGACCAUUCUGGUACUGUUUUAUCAAAUGUGGCUUGCCACUGCGUCAGUAUAUACGAGUAUGGUACCAUGGACGCGCCAAAAAAUGUGUCUAAAAAUUCUGGUACUAUUCUGUGUUACCUUUCUUACACAUGCUUGUCCUGGACAGACUUUGUACCGCCUGCCUCCAACAGUACUACCCGUACAUUACCACAUAGACAUCAAAUUAGAAGCAGAUGCCUUCGUAACCAACGUAUUCCAGGGAAACGUAAACAUAACUAUCAAAAUUAGGGAACCGACUAACAACAUCCAAAUUCAUUCAAAGAACCAAACUAUCCUGUCUGCGUACUUACGCAACGUCAGUAUCACUGCCAACCUCACCCAAACUUUAAAUCUGUGUAACGAUAUUUUGACUCUAAGCACCACAGAAAACCUCCAUCCAGGUGUGUAUCUUCUGGUGAUGGCUUACAACGGUACCUUUAGUACUAAUUCGCACGGGUUGUACGAAAACACAUACAAGGAUCAAGAAGGCGACAUUCGAACGUUUGUUCUCACUUCAAUGGUACCCAUUCACGCACGACAAGUUUUCCCUUGCUUCGACGAACCUUCGAAAAAAGCAACUUUUAAUUUAUCCCUAGCAGUACCAAGAGGCUUCAGUGUCAUGUCAAACACUCUACAAAACUAUGUCAUACAACAACUGAAUGACAAUUUAGUCGCAGUGAAUUUUCCAGCCACUCCACCAAUAUCAACGAUGGAGAUUGCUUUCAUCAUCUCUGACUUCACUUGCGACGAAACCACCGACGGUAUCUUAUACAGGGUGUGUUCGAAACCCGAGUUACAACAAUCGAGACAAUAUGCCUUAGACACAGCUCUCAAACUGAUGAAGUACUUUGAGAAUUUUACAGCAGUACCGUAUGACAUGAGUGGGAUUAAAAAAAUUGACUUGGUUGCCAUUCCUGGUGAAGGUGCCGCCAGUUGGGGGAUGCCAACAUUUGCAGAAUCGUCACUGCUAUGGGAUGACAAUAGUACCACUUGGUAUAAACAAAAAGUCGCCAGAUCUGUUGCUUCGAAACUUUCGCAGAUGUGGUUCGGGAAUUUGGUGACUGAAAAUUGGUGGUCGCAUUCGUUUUUCCAUCAGGGGUUGAGUAGAUACUUUGAGUACUUCGCUACCGCUGAGGUUGAGAGUAUGUGGGAGCUUGACAAACAAUUUGUUGUUGACCAGAUGCAUACUGCUUUGUUGAAAGAUUCUUACGGUACUGCUCCACCUCUUUUGACUCAAGUGCGAAAACAAGAAGAAAUUUUGGAUAAGUUUGACGAUCUGUUUUACAGCAAAGGAGCCAGUAUUCUUCGAAUGAUUAAUCACACAGUGGGAUCGAAACCCUUUCAGCUUUCUCUACAAAAGUAUUUAGAGACAGAUAAAUUUAACACAGCAACUGCGAACGACUUUUGGAUAGAACUUCAGAAUCACGUACACCUUCGCUUCAGAGUUUACGACAUUGUCAACAACUGGAUAGAACAAGCAGGGUAUCCUCUACUAAAUGUCAAAUUAAAUGGAACUACAGUUACUAUAACACAGGAACCAUUUCAGCUCUUUGAUAGUUACUAUUUAAGUCCGCAAUGGUACAUACCUAUUACGUACAUUACCAGUAACGGAACUACAAUUUCUGGGAUUUGGUUAAAUCCUACCACGGAUAACGUGACCAUAGAAAACGCUAUUAUUUGUAAAUCGGACUGGAUCCUUGUCAACAAUUUGCAAACAGGGUACUACCGAGUUAACUACGACGAAGAUUUAUGGAACCGCCUUGCUGCCACACUUGAAAAAAACCACACUACAGUUCCCACCAUCAACAGAGCUCAACUUGUAGACGAUCUUUUCAAUCUCGCCAAAGCUGAGAAAAUUCCUCUGUCGAAAGUACUACAUUCGGUGUCAUUUUUAAAAAACGACACCGAUUAUUAUCCAUGGCAUGCCGCUUUCAGCGCUUUCUCAGACAUUUUACCAAGAAUAAAAAGUAGUGUUGUUAGGGAUAAAUUGACGCACUACAUUGACGAAAUGAUGACACAAGUUUACAAAUCGGCGCCAUUUAAAUUAGAAAACAACGACAACCAUAUUUACAAUCUUAAACAAGUGUUAGUAGUUACAUGGGCUUGCAGAAUAAACCAUUCUAACUGUAGCGAAAUUUCUGAGAAAGCUUUCCUGGACUACAAGAAUGGAAAUGGGUUUAGCGUUCCCAACAAUUUAAAAUUGCCAGUGUUUUGUAACGCAUUGCGAUCUAGUGACUACGUGGAACGAGAUGCGUACUUUUUGUGGAACAAGUUUCUAGAAAGCGGUACCGCCUAUGAAAGAGAAACGAUUUUGGUGGCUUUGGGUUGUACUCCAAAGGCAACGAUUUUGAAUAAUUUUCUGAAAAUUGCGACUCAACCGUGCUCAGAGGUACAAAAGUACGAGUCAGUACAGCUGUUUGAAUCUGUUAUUUCGAAUAAUGCAGAAGGUGUGGAUAUUAUUUUAGACUUUCUAGGAAAGAAUUAUCAAGGAAUGUAUGACUACUACCGAGAUGAAGAGAUUAUAAAAUCGUUAAUCGACAAAGUAGGAAAAAAGAUAAUGGAAAAAUCUCAAAUCGACAAAAUGUUUUCCUUAAUUCAAAAUGGUACCUUAACGGAAAAAAUUGGGAAUGCUGUGCAAAGCUCAAUUACGAUUGCAAAGAAACAGCUGCUAUUGUCGGAAAUUUUUGAAGAAGAUCUGUCUAACUUUUUCGUCAAAGGAAAAACUCUGUUACAUAGAUCAACCGUUUCAAGAAAAACUAAAAAUAACUAUUUAUUGUUUGUAGUUGUAGCUGCUGUUUUAUUUUCGGUGAACUAAUAGAAAAAUUAGCUA